Molecule: messenger RNA, 750 nt
Organism: Sclerotinia borealis F-4128
Lineage: Eukaryota; Fungi; Ascomycota; Leotiomycetes; Helotiales; Sclerotiniaceae
Source: the annotation of a GenBank genome assembly
AUGGCCCCAAUCAUUGUGCUUAUAUCCGGCGCCAACAGAGGCAUUGGCAAAGGUCUCCUCGAAAAUUAUCUUUCCAAACCAAACCACACUGUGAUCGCCGCAAAUCGCGAUCCGAAUCAUCCGUCAUCGAAAGCUCUCGCCGACUUACCCACCGCUGAAGGGUCUUCUCUUAUCGUCGUCAAAGUCGAUGCUACUGCCCCUACAGAUGCUCUCGAGGCUGUGAACCAGUUGAAAUCCCAAGGCAUUCAUCAUCUGGAUAUUGUGAUUGCGAAUGCAGGCGUCUGCUACCUCUGGCCUAAAGUAUCGGAAGUGAAAGUCGAGGAUUUGCAAGGUCAUUUUGUUCCGAAUGUACACGGCUUCAUUUGGCUGUACCAAGCUACAUUGCCUUUGUUGAAUAAAUCCAAACUUGGAAAAUUCAUAACCAUUGGUUCUUCUGCGGCGUAUCUUACGGUAAGUUUGCUGAACCAACUAGACAUGCCAAACUCAGCCUAUGCACCUUCCAAAUUUGCUGCCCACUGGCUAACCAAGGCUAUUCACCGCGAAGAGCCCAAUCUUAUUGCGUUCCCCAUUGACCCAGGAUGGGUGCAAACUGACUUGGGAAAUAUCGGUGCGAAUCACUUUGGAUUUGACGCAGCUCCUCUUGGAGUCCUAGAAUGUGCCGCCGGACUGGUGGAUCUCAUAGCUGCUAGUACUAGAGAAACGCAUGGUGGAAAUUUGUUCAAGUGGGAUGGUGAGGCCUUACCGUGGUAG